This is a messenger RNA of Rhea pennata, 597 nucleotides long. It is a transcript of the gene AICDA, whose product is annotated as activation induced cytidine deaminase. Lineage: Eukaryota; Metazoa; Chordata; Aves; Rheiformes; Rheidae. Gene Ontology annotation, biological process: defense response to virus; negative regulation of single stranded viral RNA replication via double stranded DNA intermediate; cytidine to uridine editing. Gene Ontology annotation, molecular function: cytidine deaminase activity; RNA binding; zinc ion binding. The record is from RefSeq and is a predicted model, not a curated record. The annotation marks the transcript as partial. Gene Ontology annotation, cellular component: P-body; nucleus; cytoplasm. The transcript has 4 exons.
UCCUGCAGCCUCCUAAUGAAGAGGAAAAACUUCCUCUACAAUUUCAAGAACCUGCGCUGGGCCAAGGGCCGUCGUGAGACUUACCUCUGCUAUGUUGUGAAGCGCCGUGACAGUGCCACUUCUUGCUCCCUGGACUUUGGAUACCUGCGCAAUCAGAUGGGCUGCCAUGUGGAGGUGCUGUUUCUGCGCUACAUCUCAGCCUGGGACUUGGACCCAGGCCGCUGCUACCGUAUUACAUGGUUCACCUCAUGGAGCCCCUGUUAUGACUGCGCCCGACAUGUGGCUGACUUCUUGCGGGCCUAUCCCAACUUGACACUCCGCAUCUUCACUGCCCGCCUCUACUUCUGCGAGGAUCGCAAAGCAGAGCCUGAGGGGCUGAGGCGCCUGCACAGGGCUGGGGCCCAAAUUGCCAUCAUGACCUUCAAAGAUUACUUCUACUGCUGGAACACAUUUGUGGAAAACAGGGAAAAGACCUUCAAAGCCUGGGAGGGGCUGCAUGAAAACUCUGUCCGUCUGUCCAGACAACUCCGACGGAUCCUCUUGCCACUCUAUGAAGUAGAUGAUUUACGAGAUGCCUUUAAAACCCUGGGACUUUGA